CGCCAACAAGGGACAUAGACAACCAGUUUAAACCGUCAUACAAUGGGCUCAGCUUACACAAUCCUCGGCAGAACCGUUCCAGCUCACCAAAUCGCCAUCGGUACCUUGAGUGCAGCUCUUUUGCUUGCGAUUCCAAACCCAUUUGCAGCUGCUGUGAAGCCUACUCCAAAGAUUGAGGCCUCUUCUCCAGAGGAGAAGAAGUUCAUUGAGGACUACUUGAAGCAGGCCGAGGCCAAGGCUGCAGAGAAGCACUGAGCUUUGCUGUGUGCUGUCUGUCUAUAAGCUGCUAUAUAUAU
Williopsis jadinii is the source of this 296-nucleotide messenger RNA. RefSeq names its product F1F0 ATP synthase subunit k (gene ATP19). The transcript has a single exon. NCBI's taxonomy places the organism in Eukaryota, Fungi, Ascomycota, Saccharomycetes, Phaffomycetales, Wickerhamomycetaceae. The record is from RefSeq and is a predicted model, not a curated record. Gene Ontology annotation, biological process: proton motive force-driven ATP synthesis. Bases 43 to 255 code for a protein of 70 amino acids.